Messenger RNA from Rana temporaria (common frog), 1330 nucleotides. RefSeq names its product gastrula zinc finger protein XlCGF26.1-like. Bases 184 to 1314 code for a protein of 376 amino acids. NCBI's taxonomy places the organism in Eukaryota, Metazoa, Chordata, Amphibia, Anura, Ranidae. The transcript is spliced from 3 exons. The record is from RefSeq and is a predicted model, not a curated record.
UCCUGGGAUUCCACACAGGAAGAUCCGGAUUCCGAGGGUGAAGAACAUAUUUCUAAAAUAGAAGAAAACACAAAAAAAGAUCAGACGUCAUCACCGUACAACCCGUCUUAUAAAGAGGAGGAAAUUCUUCCAGAGAUUAGCGCAGAUGGAUGUGAUGUUGGGAAUUUCUCGGAGGCGUCUCCGAUGUCCUCGGCAGAUUAUGAUGGAGAAGAAUACGGAAUCCCAGCUGAUUCUCGGAACGAAAAACCUUUUUUGUGCUCGGAGUGCGGACAAAGUUUCAAGUGGAAAACCAGCCUGGAACGACACAUGAGAGUUCACACCGGUGAGACUUUUCCAUGUGAAGAGUGCGGGAAACGUUUUAGGCAGAAGGACCGGCUCAAGGCCCACCUGAGAAUCCACACCGGGGAAAAGCUGCAUUUUUGUACGGAGUGCGGGAAAUGUUUUGUGUGGAAGGAUUCGCUCAUCAGACACCUGAGAAUCCACACGGGCGAGAAGCCAUUUUCCUGUCUGGAUUGCGGGAAAAGCUUCACUCAGAAAAGCAAUCUUUGGAGCCAUCAGAAAGUCCACAUAGAGAAGAGUUCCAUGGAGUGCGGGAACUCUCUUGAUUAUACAUCCGAGCUUCCCAUACAUCAGAGAGCCCAAGCCAGUAAGAUGCUGUCGUGCUCGGAGUGUGGAAAACUGUGUGUAAGUAAAUCUGAACUUACCAUACACCAGAGAAGUCACACCGGUGAGAUGCCGUUUUUAUGCCCAGAGUGCGGGAAGUGUUUCUCGCGACAAGGGAGCCUAACUGGUCACAUGAAAAUGCACACUGGAGACAAGCCGUUCUCCUGUCUGGUGUGCGGGAAAUCCUACGGCCGGAAAAGUGAACUCGGCAUACACCUGAACGGUCACACGGGUCAACAUCGCUUUUCGUGUUCAGAGUGCGGAAAAGGUUUCUCUCACAAAGAGAAAUUUCGCAGACACCAGAGAACCCACACGGGCGAGCGACCUUACAGCUGUUCGGAGUGCGGAAAAGGCUACCAACAGAAUUCGCACCUUCUUGAACACCUAAGAAGGCACACAGGAGUUUGCCCGUUCCCGUGCUCGGUGUGCGGGAAGAGUUUCCCACUGCAGUCUGCUCUUGAUAAACACCAGAUCAGGCACACUGGGGAGCGUCCCACUUCAAAUAAAUCGAAUGCUGAUAAAGGACGCCUCCGUCGGCAGCGGAAAAAAGUCACACGGGCCAGCAUUCCCUUUCCUGAACAAUGUGUGGGAAAUGUUUCAUUGAUAAAUGGGGACCUUGAUGUUCACCUGACAAUUCACAAGGGUCAGUGAAGAUACCAUGGAAGAA